This is a messenger RNA of Nanorana parkeri, 475 nucleotides long. RefSeq names its product nudix hydrolase 24, chloroplastic-like. The annotation marks the transcript as partial. The record is from RefSeq and is a predicted model, not a curated record. The transcript is spliced from 5 exons. Lineage: Eukaryota; Metazoa; Chordata; Amphibia; Anura; Dicroglossidae. Gene Ontology annotation, molecular function: 8-oxo-dGDP phosphatase activity.
CUCUAUGAUGUGCGCGGUCUCUUCUCGGAUCCGCCCCUCUUCAGCAUGGAGAGAGCCGCGACACCUCUCCUCGGGGCCCCGCAGUAUGGGGUCCAUGUGAACGGAUAUGUGGACAGAGGCGGAGAAAUCUUCAUGUGGGUGGCCCGACGCGCUCUAUCCAAGGCCACCUACCCGGGCAAGCUGGACCACCUGGCCGCGGGUGGAAUCUCUGCCGGGUGCGGAGUGUGGGAGACGCUCCUGAAGGAGUGCAGAGAAGAGGCCUGCGUCCCAGAAUCCCUUGCAGCGACGGCCAGACCCUGCGGGACAGUCAGUCUGAUGCAGGUGAGGGACGCCGUCGCCACAGAGGAGUUCAAACCCAAUUGUGCCCUUGUGGUCCUCGACUUCCUACUACGGAGAGGACACAUCCAACCCGACACCGAGAAGUUCUACACAAAGUUUGUGGAAUUGCUGCACUCCCCCCUCUGACCCCACCGAG